GUUUAAAUAUCGGCCCAGGCCGGACCAUAUACCGCUACUUUGACUGUUUGAAAAAUUAUCUAGCGGAUUAAUUUUUGGUGAAAACAAGGUCUAAAACUAAAGUACUUUGCAAAGGUAAAAUUGAUUUGACACUAAUUAAGAAGGCUUCACCCGGGUGUUGCUCUCCCUAGCUAACAAUUACGACUUGAAGAAUCGAACGAUCAUGUGUGGUUAGGGGGUUAUAAACCGCAGGGAAGUCUAACAAGUAACCAAGGCUACCCUUUUAGUCUCUAGGUUGAGGAAAUGGGAUAUGAUCCAAGCCGCUAAUGCGACCCUCUCAACCUAUCAACUAAGGAAUGGUUAGACUUCACCCUCGAAUUGGAGUUCGGACGACCACCCACAACCAAACCCUAAGUGCUAAUAAGAAUUAGGAGGUUUGCCCUUAAUUAACCUAGAAUAGAAGGCAUUAAAUGCCCAAGGAAACCCAUCUCUAAUAGAGCCUUUUAGGUUAAGGAGGGUUUUCUCUAAUAGUAUGAGAGGCUUUGAAUGCCCAAGGAAACCCAGCUCAAAUUGUGCCUCUUUGGAUAAAGGAGGUUUCCUCUCUAAACUAGCCUAGGAAGCAUGCAAUGCCCAAGAACACCCAUCUCUAAUUGAGCCUCUUAACCUAAGGAGGUCUCCUCUCUAAGUUAGGUCAACAAAGCACACACAAUCAUCAUGAAAAAUACCUCCACAUUCACAUUAAACACAACCACGCACAAAUCAUUAAAUUUUUAGAAGCAUUCACAUAGUUGUAGCUAGGGUUUACAAACACCCAAGCGAAAGAAGGGACUACGCAAUGCUAGGAUAAGGGAAAACACAAGAGAGGGAAAGAAAAACCAUCAAGAAGAUGAAAGCCUUGGUCCUUGUGUUGAAGAGAUCCUCCUUUGGGAGAAGAAUUCCCAAAUCCUUGCUUGGAGAUGAAACCACAGCUUCUCCUCUUCUUUGGUUGGUCAAUUUCUCACUCUAAAAUCUGAAGAAUAAGAAGUUUCUCACACUAGGUAUUUCCCUUUCUUAUUCCUUUAAGCUAGCUAUUUAAACCGAGAUCGAGCCCAGUUCACGACCUGAGUUCACAGCCGUGAACAUCGGAACGCGUUCGUGAACACGAUGUCUGAACCAAAACGCACCGCUUUACAUCCUUGGGUUCACGGUCUGUGGCUUAUGUUCACGGUCUUUGCGACCGUGAACAGCCCCGACGUCAGUAACCUCAAACCCUCUUUGGACCCUCCUUGGUUCAUGGAUUGUGGCUCCAGUUCACGGUCUUGUAAGACUGUGAACUCCCAUGGCAGACCGUGUACUACGACUGUCUCCUCCUCUUUGCCCGGUCUUCGCUCUUUUCCUUCGAACUUUCGAAUCUGGGGUUGGUUUCACCUGUUAGGAUUUGAAACACACUGAAACACAAGAAACCUUGAGUAAAACCACCCCUUUUGGAGUUCAAUUGCAACAAACAUCAAAUCGAAACUAGGAUAAAAAGUGUACAAUUAGGCCCGAAUCAUUCAUAAUAUUGUAUGUUCAUGAUAUCAUUAAUAAAUUAUUUGAUAAAUGAAUCUUUAUGUUGAUUACAAUACUCGUAUAAUUAAAACUAAUAUCAUAAUUGUUAAAAAUAACUCUAUUGUUGUUAAAUAUACAUGCUCGAUCGAUAAAUGGUUCUAUGUUUGGGAUUUUGUACAAUUUUUUUAUGUCUUAGUUUUGUAUCGUAAUCCAAAUCAUAUCAAAAUUUUAUUUUAAUAUGGCCUAAUAAAACCGUUAGAUUAAUUUAAAGGCCAAAAUUAGAUUGAAGUAAAUUGUAACCAACGAUUAGUGCCAUAUAUAUUAUGGAAGCGAAAAUAAUAUUGGAAUCUUCAAGAUUGGGAAUUUUAUUAGAAAAAUGAUAACUUACUUUUUCAUUCAUGUGUAGCUUGGUUUGAUAAUUGGAUUUAUGGAAAACACACCAUCUUUUUGUUGUUUGACAGGUGAAAAUAGAGAUGAUUUGGCGUGAAGACGAAUUCUGAAGCAUCGCCAAACUAUGCAGUCGUUUAUAAGGAAGCAGGGUGAUGAAGGCUUUUGGAAUGGGAAAUUGAUGUCCAGCUACUCAGUGAGCGCAGUUUGGGAUACGAUACGUCCUGUGAAGAGCAAACAACACUAGUAUGUUCUUCUCUAGAGUAAAUUCUAUGUGCCUAUCAUAGCAUGGAUCGUGGCCAUGGAUGCGAUCGUAAUCAAGGCAAAGUUGAUGCAAUGGGGUUAAUUAAAUGAAGAUAUAUGCAUUUUAUGCCAUGCCAAUAGUGAGAACUGAGAUCAUUUGUUUUUCGAAUGUUGUUUCUCGAGGAGUAUUGUUAGCAGAGUUGGUAAUUUUUUUUCAGUAGUGAUCUUCGACUCUCAUAUGUAGGUAUGGUUGCAAAGCGAAACACGGCUCUGGGGAGACUUAUUGGACCUCUAUAGUGCUCCUUGAUUAGCUUUGUUUGGCGGGAAAUGUGUCGAAGGCUCCAUGGAGAGGUCUCAAGAACGACCGAGUUGGUGACAGAGUAACGGCUGCGAGAUUUCCGCUUAUUUGUUUCCUCUUCACACCACUUCUCUUCACACCUCUCCUUCUCCCUUUUCAAUUUUCUGUUGUAGCUCUAUAUUUCUUUAGUAGUUUUGCGAUUAACGUUAACUCGUAAGUUUAUUUAGUAUUACUUUUUAUUGUUAUUUUUGAUUUUUGAUUUUUAUGAUAUUAACUGAACUACGGUUUUAUCGCAGAUGGCAUUCCAAAAGUUCACGCUUGGCUUACGGUGGAAUGGUUACACGGAAGAGACCGAAAAGGGGGUCACCUACGUCGGUGGCUAUUUUCAGAAGAUAAAGGUCGCUACCAGACCGCUGCUUGAAGACCUCCAUCAAAUGUGCACUAACGUUACUUGCAUGGAUGGCACGAGAAGAGUUGAUCGUAUGGUGUACCGAUAUCCAAACAGAGAAAGUGGGUCAUUGUGGCAUGAGGAAUAUCUCAUAACCACUUAGGAUGAGGUAGAUGCCAUGCUCGAAUUCAUGAGGUCCAACAAUCUUUCCAAAGCCGAGAUGUUCGUUUACGUUGAGCUGGUCGUAGGCGUUGGAGGUCAUUCUGGACACGGUCAAACAUCUGGUAUCCAUGGUGGAGGUGAAUUAUAUGGCGAUCAUACCUACCAAAGUUAUCAUGAUCCUCAUUCAUAUUUUCAGUACCAAGAGCAAGGUGAAGGUCAUCAUCAAUCUUUCCCGUCAUAUGAAGAAGAAGUUCAACCGGACCUCCCCAACCAACCUCAGUACAACUUCCACUCAGGAAGCGGUAGUUUUCACAACUACCAUUAUGGAGCUGAUGAAGGUGCCUUUUCAUGAGCUGGAUCAGAUGGAGGAUGCCCUGCCAGCACCAGUCAGUGACCCCUCCGAUGAAGAAGGAGAGAACAACGUCAGUACAGACAGCUCCUACCCUCUUGAAGGUGCUGAUGAUUCAGGACCAGAGUCAGACUCAGCUAAUGAUAAUGAGGUGGCUCGUGACCGUGUACCAGUCCCCUACUACAAUCACAUUCCAGACGACAAUUGGAUGGUCGACAGCGACAUGGAGCCGCCAGAGGUCCCAAUAUGGGGUCCACUCAAUGGGUUUAUGAAGGGCCAACAAUUUGGCUCGAAGAAGGAGGUGCGGCACGCCAUUGAGACAGAAGCAAUGACUCAGCAUUUUGAAUGGUACACAACUCAUUCCAAUACUAAAAGGCUCAUAGUCAGAUGCCGUAAUCAUCACGAGGGGUGCAAUGUUAGGAUUCGGGCCAUCAACAGCAAGAGGCACGACCACUGGAUCAUAUCCCGUGUGGUGAACACACACACAUGUGUGUCAUCCAUAAAUUCACAAGGCCAUCGACAGUUGAAAUCCAGGGUGGUUGCUGUGGCUAUCAAGCAUCUAAUAGAGCAAGAUCCGGACCUGAAGGUGAAAGUCAUAAUCGCUGACAUUGCAAGUCGUUAUGGUUAUAUGAUUAACUAUAAGAAGGCGUGGCAUGGAAAGCAGAAAGCUCUGGCCGCCGUCUUUGGUGAUUGGGAAGAAUCAUAUGCAUUCCUUCCCAGGUUAAUUUUGGCAUUGGAGGCGUCUAACCCUGGCACGGUUUUCUCCCCUCGAUAUCAAGAUGAAGAGAUACAACCCCCAGAGCUAGGUAACAAGCGCCAUUUCAGACGACUUUUUUGGCCAUUCAAGCCAUCUAUUGAUGGUUUUGGCUUCUGUGUCCCUGUCAUCCAAGUGGAUGGUACAUUCCUUACCGGCAAGUACAAGGGAACUCUCGUGAUUGCCAGUGGGGCGGAUGCCAACAAACAAGUCUUUCCUUUAGCCUUCCCCAUCGUUGAGGGAGAGAAUGUUGAUAGCUAUGGAUGGUUUUUCCGGCAAAUUCAGCUCCACGUCAAUAGGAGGACGAACCUGACAAUAAUCUCUGAUCGGCACGCCGACAUUAGAGCUGCCAUCUUAGGUUUAGAUCCAGCCUGGAAGUGGUCCCAAAGGUGGUGCAUACGACACUUCAAGAGCAACUGUAACCAUCAUUUCAAGCGGAAGAAGCUUGCUGAUUGUGGUGGAUUGGUAAGUUUGUAAUUAGCCGUAUAAUUUUGUCAGUGGUGCUCUGGAACACAACACCUAACAAUGGCCAAGUGUAACCAAUGAAAGGGACUGCAGUAUAGUGGCACAAGUAAUAAAUAUCGAAUCCACGGGUCUCUAGAGUUACUAUUACUCAGCUUCAGUUCAUUAUCUAGCAAACUAGAUUAAGGAUUGAUUAACUAAACUACUCUACUAACUAAACUAAGUAAAACUACUAAUUACAGUUUGAGAACUCACUUAGGUAUGAUUCCCCCUAGCUCCUCAAUUAGGUCCAAGUUGUAAUUCCUUUUGGUUGUUUUACUGUUGAUUAAACUGCGGAAGAUCCGACAGUAGCUUGGAAUCUCUUAAGCUGACCAAACCCUCUCAGUCGAACUAUCCGGCAGACGACUAGUCUUCACCGGGAUAGAAAGCUGAAGCAAUAAGCAUAGAACUCCACUACUGGAAUUGGAUUCCAGUACAAAGCAGUAAACUGGCUAACUCUCGUAUAGCCAAUCUCCUACUACCGAAUGAUGAGACUCUAGCAACCUAAUCAGAUUCUAUUUAUCUCAGAUUGCAGCAGGAAUCAGGAAAAGUUGAUCAGACUUCAAUUGACUCAAUAACAUGCAUCAUUCGAUUAUAAUCAAACAAUAAAGCAUCCAAAACUUCAUACAAGAAAGAUCCUAACUCAUGGAACUAGGGUUCCUCAAAACCUAAGUGAAAGGAAGUUACUCCAUAGAGAAGAGAGAGACUGCAGAAAUCUGAUCUAGAUCUUCAAUCUCCAUCUCCAAGCUUGAUUCCCGAGCUUCAACGGCGAAGAAAUCCUCCAAAAUAGCUCCAAGAACGUUCCCAAGUCGCUCUCUCUCUCUAGGGUUCGUCCCUUGGGUGUUUGGGAUCCAAAACCCAGCUCUCUCCCUCUCCUUUUACUGAAAAUCGGGUUUUAAAUAGCAAUUCCCGACUCACACGGCCAGGCCACACGGCCGUGUGGCUUUCCCAGCUGCCCGUGUGAAGGCUCGGUGAUUUCCACACGGCCACAUGGCCAGGUCACACGGCCGUGUGGGUUGUGCCCGUGUGGCUUGCUCAGCCUCUGUUUAAUGCUUCGUUUCUCCCUCGUCCGGACUCCGAAUCAGUCGCUGUUUGAUCCCAGACGCUCGUAGUCUCGUCCUCUUUCUUUUCAUGACAAGCUUGCAUGAUUCUUUGUCCAUAAAGUGAGGUAGAAAUC
Messenger RNA from Linum trigynum, 5765 nucleotides. The record is from the annotation of a GenBank genome assembly. Lineage: Eukaryota; Viridiplantae; Streptophyta; Magnoliopsida; Malpighiales; Linaceae.